This is a messenger RNA of Oldenlandia corymbosa var. corymbosa, 1425 nucleotides long. Lineage: Eukaryota; Viridiplantae; Streptophyta; Magnoliopsida; Gentianales; Rubiaceae. The record is from the annotation of a GenBank genome assembly.
AUGGAUGAUAAGUUGAUACAGAGGUUGGAAUCGGCAGUGGCGCGGCUCGAAGCUCUGUCGUUUCGACAAGGCGGAGGUUCGCGGGAUAUUGGCGGAGAUGCUGCUGCUGCUUCUUCGGAUCCGUCUAUUGUUGCAUACGAAGAUCUGAUAUCGCAAUUUGUAGGUAGGGUUACAAGUGCUGCCGAGAAGAUUGGAGGACAGGUUUUGGAUGUCACUAAGAUUCUUGAAGAGGCAUUUUCCACUCAGAAGGAGCUCCUAAUCAAGGUCAAGCAAUCUCAGAAACCUGACAUGUCUGGUUUAGUUGAGUUUCUGAAACCAUUAAAUGAGGUGAUUGUGAAAGCAACAACAAUGACUGAAGGAAGGCGGUCUGAUUUUUUCAACCACUUGAAGGCCGCUGCCGAUAGUCUUACCGCUCUGGCUUGGAUUGCAUAUACAGGAAAAGACUGCGGUAUGAGCAUGCCUAUUGCUCAUGUGGAAGAAAGUUGGCAAAUGGCUGAAUUUUACAGUAAUAAGGUUCUCGUGGAGUACAGAAGCAAGGAUCCAAAUCACGUUGAAUGGGCUAAAGCUCUGAAGGAGCUCUAUGUUCCGGGAUUAAGAGAUUAUGUCAAGGCUCAUUGCCCAUUAGGCCCUGUAUGGAGCGCCUCGGGGAAAACUAUUGUUUCUGCUCCUCCUAAAGCCCCAGCAGCCGGUGCUCCUGCUCCGCCGCCUCCCCCGCCAGCUUCUCUUUUUACUUCCGAACCUCCAAAAGCUUCAUCCUCACAACCCAAGGCUGGGAUGUCUGCUGUUUUUCAAGAAAUCAACUCUGGAAAGCCCGUAACGUCUGGAUUAAGAAAGGUUACUGAUGAUAUGAAGACCAAGAAUCGAACUGAUAGAACUGGUGUUGUCAGUGCGGGUGAGAAAGAAGCCCGACCUAGUUCAUCGUCAUUCUCAAAAGUAGGACCUCCCAAACUAGAGCUUCAAAUGGGUCGUAAAUGGGUGGUGGAGAAUCAAAUUGGGAAGAAGGAUUUAGUAAUUGAUGAUUGUGACUCAAAGCAGUCAGUGUAUGUCUUCGGGUGCAAGGACUCUGUCCUUCAGAUUCAAGGGAAAGUUAACAACAUAACUAUCGAUAAAUGCACUAAGAUGGGCAUUCUAUUCAAGGAUGUGGUGGCAGCAUGUGAGAUUGUAAAUUGCAAUGGCGUUGAAGUGCAAUGCCAGGGCUCAGCUCCAACAAUUUCAGUCGACAAUACUGGUGGUUGCCAGUUGUAUUUGAGUAAAGAUUCUUUGGAUGCUUCGAUAACAACAGCAAAGUCAAGUGAAAUUAAUGUCCUUGUACCUGGUGCUGGGCCAGAUGAUGAUUGGGGGGAGCAUUCAUUACCGCAGCAGUAUAUCCACGUGUACAAAGAUGGUCAAUUUAUAACCACUCCCGUCUCCCAUUCCGGAGCUUAA